Messenger RNA from Fusarium pseudograminearum CS3096, 690 nucleotides. RefSeq lists its product as uncharacterized. The transcript has 2 exons. The coding region runs from base 1 to 690 and encodes 229 amino acids. NCBI's taxonomy places the organism in Eukaryota, Fungi, Ascomycota, Sordariomycetes, Hypocreales, Nectriaceae. The record is from RefSeq and is a predicted model, not a curated record.
AUGGCGGCCAAGACUCCACUUUCUCAGGCUGCUUACCAGCCUGUCCCAAGAGAAGACGACCCCUCUGCUGAUUUGCUUGAGCCCUCUGAGAGAGGCGACAGAGACGAUGGCAAGCCUGCUCUCUUGAAGGUCAAAUUCUCUUUCAUCCUGCUGCUGCGAUUGUUGUUGGCCCCGAUCGUUAUCGCCGAUAUCGUCUUCAUGUGCAGUCCCUACUACUCUCCCGCUUCAGCCGGAAUCUUUGCUACCGGAGGCAUCUUGCUAGCCUUUUGGCAUGGAUUCCGUGUCUUGAAGAGCUGCUUCCCCGGCGGGAGCCGCGACAACUUCAACCUCAAGAUCGGAAGUCUUUUCUGCAUGUGCGGCACAAGCUCAAACUCUCGCACGAGACCUUCCAAGGUGUGGGCGUACCUCAUUAGCCUUGUCGACUUUUCCUUCGGUCUCUUCUUUAUCGGACCCUCUGUCACAGCUAUCAACUAUGGCAACUUCAACAACAGUUCUGCUGUUGGAGGACUGAGCAUCACUUUGGUGGUCAUGCAAUCGGCGAUUGCCUUCCUUAACCUCUUUAGCCUGUUCCGCAGGAUGACCAUCGUUGUUGACAGAGAUGAUGAUGAGCAGGACCGUCUCUACUCGAUCCCCGAGCUCUUCCGCGACGAAGCAUCUGAGCCCCGCGAUUCGAUGUCUUCUGUGGUUUAA